AUGUAUACUUCUUCUGCCAUGGAUAACAGAAUCACAAUUUUGGUUCAACAUAGCGGUCAAUGGGAUAUGCAACACAGGUUUAAGAAUUUUAGCGUCGAUGGGGUGGUGAUCAGUAUGGAAUGGGAUUUUAAAUCGAUUCGUUCGGAGAUAUCAAAGAUACUUGGAGUCGACGCACAAGCUGAUACGAUGGAUAUUGGAUAUUCCGUGAAAGAGAAUUUUCCACCGAUGAAAAUAUACGACAACAGGAGUUUGGGCUUGUACAUGGAGUUGAAAAGCAAAAAUUUAUCUUUCACUGAUUAUCCAUUGUGUAUAACAUUUAAAAAGCAGGAUAACGAUGGUACAUGCGCGAAUCCAGUUGUUAACAAGGCAAACUCCAAUCUUUUUCAGAAUUUGUCAAUGGUUGACAAUCUGGAAACGAUCGAUGAAGAGUGUAUAAUCGGAAUCAGUACACAUCAAGAGGUUAAUGAAGGGCAACUGUACAAAAACAAGGAUAUACUGCAAAACGUUAUGAAACAUCUUGCAAUCCGAGAGAAGUUCCAGUUCAAGGUUGAUCGUUCAAAUAAAACAAGGUAUUAUCUUGUAUGUGUGGAUGAUCAAUGCUCAUGGAAUCUUAAAGCAUCAAGCCUAAACACCUCGAAUAUAUUUAAGGUGAGAAAGUUUGAAAAAGUUCACACAUGUGGAAAUAAUUCCAGAUUAUUUUCACAGCGGCAGGCUACCUCUGAUCUCGUUGGAAGUUUGAUAAUGAACAAGUUAGAUGAUCCAAAGUUGGAGUAUACUCCAGCAGAAAUACAACGUGACCUCAAGAGGGAUUAUGGAGUUGAUUUGAACUAUAUGAAAGCAUGGAGGUCGAGGGAAAAAGCUUUUGAAAUGUUGAGAGGCAAACCAAGCGAUUCGUAUAAUAAGCUGCCAAGGUUUUUGAAUAUGUUAAUGCAUACAAAUCCUGGGUCAGUGACAAGGUUGGAAAGGUCAGAUGACGGGUGCUUCUUAUAUGUAUAUGUAGCACUUUUCUCAUCAAUUAAAGGAUGGGAGUAUUGCAUGCCUAAUGUUGUUGUCGAUGGUAGCUUUCUAAAAUCAACAUACAGAGGGACCUUACUAACGACUUGCACACAAGAUGCAGCAGGUAAAAUAUUUCCGCUCGCGUAUGCUGUGGUUAAUUCGGAGAAUGAUGCAUCAUGGGAGUGGUUCUUCCGGAAUUUGCGAGAAACAUAUGGUAUAAGGGAAGGAAUGUGCAUCGUAUCUGACAGGCAUGAAAGCAUUUUGAAGGCAACAUCAGUUGUGUAUCCUGAAGUGCCUCAUUGUGUAUGCAUAUUCCAUCUAUGGAACAACAUAAAGUUGAGGUUCAAGAAGAGCCAAAAGAAAAUAAGGCCCUUAUUUUUUGCUAUGGCUAAAGCAUACACAAUUGAGGAAUUCAACCAAUACAUGUCAGAAAUACGUAAUCUUGAUGGGAGAGUUAAAGAAUACUUAUUUGACAUUGGAUAUGAUAGGUGGUCGGUAGCGCAUUCAACGGUUAAUAGGUCCAUGGUGAUGACAUCAAAUAUUGCGGAAUCCAUGAAUUCAGCGAAUAAGGCGGCGAGGGAUUUGCCUAUCUACGAUCUGCUUGACUACUUGAUGAAGCUGGUUGCAGCUUGGAAUAACACAAACAGAAACGGAGCACUGGCAACUGGUACAACACUUAGCACAAAGUUACUCCAUCAAAUGAAGACCUAUGAAUUUCCGGUUUAUCCAAUUCCUGACGAAAGUCAAUGGGAAAUUCUUGAAUAUGUCUUAGGGGAUGCGGUUAAGCCACCAAAUGUAAGAGUUAAACCUGGCAGGCCAAAGAAGUCGAGAAUCAAAGGUGCCGUAUCAAUAUUGAGUGGCAUGAGCUGCCAUGGGAUUACAGUGGAAUAUGAGUGUGAGAUAAUUUUGCCCUUAAUUGCUUUUGAGUGA
Messenger RNA from Nicotiana attenuata, 1926 nucleotides. RefSeq lists its product as uncharacterized. Lineage: Eukaryota; Viridiplantae; Streptophyta; Magnoliopsida; Solanales; Solanaceae. The record is from RefSeq and is a predicted model, not a curated record. The transcript is spliced from 6 exons. Bases 1 to 1926 code for a protein of 641 amino acids.